AUGGCAAGUGGUUCUGGCGCCAUUCCUACCUUUCCCUCUGCACCCACCUCUUCCUCCUCUGACCCCUAUGCUGAUGGCCUCCGUACUGCCAUUGCUGAAACUGAGCGGCUUGUCGCCACUGCGCAAGCCACCGCCACUGCUGCUCCUGACAAUGCUGCUGCCCGUGACUUAGCUCGUAUUCUUGCUGAGUCCCUCAAGAGCACCCGCAAGCGCCUCACUGAGCACCUUGCUGCCCCUUCUCCUCGCUCUUCCUCUACGCCCCUUUCCUCUGCUCCAUCUCACUCUGACCUUCUCGCUGACUGGCAUGUUGCCAACGCACGUGCCUGCCAGGUCAUCCUUGCCCGCCUCCCUCCAACUCUUCUCCCUCAAUGCUCGCACAUCCGCUAUGCCAAGGACCUUCUCGGCUAUCUCACUGAGCGCUUUCAGUCACAGACUCCCAUCAACGUCAUUGCCCUCUUGCGCGAGCUCACAUCUCUUCAUCUUGCUGACUUCACCACCAUGGCAGACUACAUCGCUCGUGUGCACACGCUGUCCUCCCAACUUGCCGCUCAAAAGUUUGAACUUUCUGAUCAUGUCUGCGGUGCCCUUCUCCUCACGGGCCUCACUCCUGAAUACAGUGUUCAUGUCACCCUUGGGAAGAUGGGACUCCCCACGAAGGAUUCCCCAAAUGUGCACAACGCCGCGCGCAUGUGCGCCAUCGUGCGCAACUGGCUGAGGACCGCCAUCCUGCAGUGGGCUGGGCAGGAUGGUGGGCCAGUAUGGGUGGCUGAAGAAGAGGCAUGGCGGUAUAGCCCCGGCAAGCACUUCCACGUCUUCAUCAAGUACCCACCCUUGGAUGAAGUGAGGAAUUUGACGGUGGAGAUUGUGGGGGAUGAGAAGGAGGACAAUGACUUUGCAGAUGGUGAUACAAGCCUGGAUGGAGAGGAGGACGAGGACGAGGACGAGGAACUCUAG
Closterium sp. Yama58-4 is the source of this 954-nucleotide messenger RNA. Lineage: Eukaryota; Viridiplantae; Streptophyta; Zygnematophyceae; Desmidiales; Closteriaceae. The record is from the annotation of a GenBank genome assembly.